Messenger RNA from Fundulus heteroclitus (mummichog), 8373 nucleotides. It is a transcript of the gene ccdc186, whose product is annotated as coiled-coil domain-containing protein 186. The record is from RefSeq and is a predicted model, not a curated record. Gene Ontology annotation, molecular function: small GTPase binding. Lineage: Eukaryota; Metazoa; Chordata; Actinopteri; Cyprinodontiformes; Fundulidae. Gene Ontology annotation, biological process: vesicle cytoskeletal trafficking. Gene Ontology annotation, cellular component: trans-Golgi network.
UCAUUGGUGUCAGUCCUCCUUCUGCUGCUGUGGCCAUAUUUGUUGAUGUGUCACAGCAGCGAGUAGUUGGCCGAUCAGCUGGUUAAAUAGGGAGCUCCGACCGCAAUCGUGCGGACAUACGCGAUGACUUGUUGCCGUUUGAUUUAAACCAUAAGCGGACCAUGAAGCAGCCCGCUCCGACGACGGAUGCACAGAAAAUGGAAGGAUCAGAUGAUAAAUCGGCAACAGAGGAGUCGCGCCCGGAAGACGAGUUUCACAGCGGCACGUCAAACGUCGAAGAAGAGCAACUAAUCUUUCAGAACAGCGGUCGCGCGGUGAAGACGUGCGAUCGGGAAAAAGACGAAAGCGGAUUAAUCGGGACCGAAGAAGGAGCUGAGGUAUGCGGUCCGGACCAUCGUGACGCAAGCGAGACGGCCGCUGAUGUGGAGAGUGAUGCUGGCGGGGGUUCCAGCGAAACUCACACACUCCCACUUAGCCUUUUGAACGAGGCUGUUCCUUCUGGGCGUGGUCUCACAGGAACCUCUCCCCUGGUAUCUGAAGGGACAACGGAGACCUUUUUGACCUGUGAUGCAACGGCUCAACGUGACGACGAGCAGCCGUCACCGUCUCCCGCCGUUGACAACAGCAACUCGGCCGACAGCCCUUCGCCCUCCUCUGUCCAAAGUACUUCCAAAAACUCCCCCACAGACUCUUCCACCUCCGGGAUCUCUAACGGACCGUCCACGCCGAGCUCCGACACGCUCAGCUGCUCGCCGGCUUCAAGCCCGCAGGCCAGCGCCGACGCCGCCCUCCCCGCGCAGUCCUCGUCGAGCCCUUACGACACCGACUGCAGCCGGAAGCUCAUUUCCCAGAUCCAGCGCUCGUUGUCGCAGGAGUCGCUGCUGGACGAGCUGGAGUCGGAGCUUUUAGCGUGCGGGCUGUCCGAGCGAGAAGGCCGAGGGAAGGGGAAAGGGAGCUCGCCCGUCAAUGGGCUCGCCGCGGACCAGGACGGCUGCAUGUUAGUCUUUGACAAGUGUGUGCAGUACAAGUACACUCAGCAGGAGAAAGCUAUUCAGAGGUUGCUUGAGGAGAACAAGAGACACCAGGAAUUGAUCCUGGGUAUCUGCUCAGAAAAGGACAACAUGAAGGAAGAGUUGAAGAAGAGAGCAGAGACAGAGAAGCAACACAUGGGCUCCAUUAAAAAGCUGGAGGGGAGGGUGGAGGAGCUCCUGAAAGAACUGAAGGAGUCGCGCGAUAGAUUGAUCCACCAGGAUCAAAUGGCCAAGGCGGCUCUGCAGCAGAUGCAGAGGGAGACUUCGUACAGGAUAGAACAGGUGAACAAGAAGUGUGAGGAGGCGCGGCAGGAGAAGGAGGCCAUGGUGAUGAAAUACGUGCGGGGAGAGAAGGAGGCCCUGGACCUGAGGCGGGACAAGGAGAGUCUGGAGAAGAGGCUGAGGGAAGCCCUGAAGGAGGUGGACCGCCAAGCCCUGAGGGGAAAUCAGCUGGCCCAGGAGAAGGGACGGCUGCAACAGCUGUAUGAUGCUAAGGAAGGUGAGGUUGGCAGACUGACGCGAGAGGUGGAAAAGUUGAAAGAGGAGAUCAACUCUCAUCUAAUCAAAGUCAAAUGGGCCCAGAACAAACUGAAGAGUGAAGCAGAUGCUCAUAAGGAAACAAAAGACAAACUGAGGGAGACGACUUCCAAGUUGGCUCAGGCCAGAGAGGAGACGGAACAGAUCCGAAAGAAUUGCCAGGACAUGAUCCGAACGUACCAGGAAUCGGAGGAGCUCAGAUCCAACGAGUUGGACGCUAAACUGCGAGAGACCAAAGGAGAGCUGGAGAAACACAAGCAGGAGCAAACAGACCAAAUCGAGAUGCAUCGAGCGAAGGCCAAAGAGCUGGAUGACCUGAAGAAGAGCUACAAAGAAAGCAUAGAUGAGCUUGAAACACUCCGCACGAAGUUAAAGUGUCUGGAGGACGAGCGGCCGCGGUGGGAGGACGAAUUGACCAAAUACAGGGAGAUCAUAAACCGGCAGAAGGCUGAGAUCGGCCGCCAGAGAGAGAAACUCGAAGAGGUCACCGCGCUUCAGGAGCAGCAUGAACGGGACAAACAGGAGAUCACCUCUCUCCAGGGGGAAGUGGAGGGCCUGACCAAUCAGAUGGCCGACCUCCAGCGCGACGUCCAAGGCAGCAGGGAACGGGAAGCCGAGCUGCUGGGGUUCACCGAGAAGCUGAGCAGCAAGAACGCCCAGCUGCAGUCGGAGAGUAACUCGCUGCAGUCUCAGCUGGACCAGGUCAGCGGCAGCUUCACAGAGCUCCAAGCGAAGCUGGAGGAGACCAGCAGGCUCCUGGACGACAAGUCACGGCAGCUGAAGCAGGAAGAAACGCUGAGGCACCAGGAGGUGCAGGCUCUGCAGGAGGAGCGGGCUGCUCUGCAGACGGAGGUGGCCCAGCUGAAGACCAGAGUGGAGGAGCUGAGGGACGAGCUGGUGACGCAGAAACGGAAACAAGCGGCCAACAUCAAGGACCUGACAAAACAACUAGUGCAAGCUCGUAAGAGGCUGGAGCAGGUUGAGAAUGGAGGAUGUGACCGGGAUGCCAGCAGUAUGGGCAGUCGCUCCAGUUCCUCAGGUACUGCUCUGAGACUUGGUUCCUUGAACGCGCGCCCCGGUGGAAGCAGCAGCGUUGAGGAGCGGUCACCAGAGAGCCAGUCCGGUCCUUCGGUGACGGUCGUGGACAGCUUCCCGGAGGUCGACAAAACGGUCCUCGUAGAUCGUAUCGUCCGUCUGCAAAAGGCUUUGGCAAGAAAGCAGGAAAAAAUCGAGUUCAUGGAGGAUCACAUUAAGCAGCUGGUGGAAGAGAUCCGGAAAAAGACUAAAAUUAUCCAGAGCUACGUGCUAAGAGAGGAGACGGGGGCGCUCUCGUCGGAGGCAUCGGAUAUUAACAAGGCCCACCUCAGCCGGCGGGGGGGCAUCAUGGCUUCGCUCUACACCUCCCACCCGGCGGACAGCGGCCUGACCCUGGACCUGUCUCUGGAGAUUAACAGGAAGCUGCAGGCAGUGCUGGAGGACACGCUGCUGAAGAACAUUACUCUGAAGGAGAAUCUACAGACUUUAGGGUCUGAGAUUGAAAAACUCAUAAAGCAACAGAAGAAUGUGGAAGAUGGAGCCAGGAAGAAGUGAAAAAAAACGAACAAUUUUAGCAACUUCUACUUCUCUUAGAGACAAAUGAAGGAGCAGAACGUACGUCUUAAGUGCCAGUGAGAUGCGGGACCUCUUGCACCGUUUCUGUCCACUUGGAGGAAACGUGUGAGCUUACUUGAACAGUUACUACUCCAUCCACAUCGUGCCACCUCUAUUUAUAGAACCUGACACAAGAACUUUCCUUCUGGCCCACAUUUUUCUCCCCAAAGCCUUGCCAAGAGAACUCUUUGGGGCUCGUGGCUUCUCGUGGCAGUAUUGUGAAUGUUUUCGCUGAAUCUCCUUGGAGACUGAUUGCCGGUGAAACAAUCCAGGGUUCCUAUGCAUUUUGGAGAGGCGUGAAAUCUGAUUUAAAUAUUUUUCCAGGUGUGAAGUAGAGGGAAGAGCUUGGAAAAAUAUUUAUUUUCAGACUUUAUUCCAUGUCUUGUUUGUUAAAUGUUGUUUUUCCCCCUCUGUCCGUUGUGCUUUUGUCUUGUACUAACUUCCUUAUGUACCUCCUUUUUGUCCUUCCUGCUUUCCAUCCUUUCCUUAUUUGUGUCCUACCUUCUCUGCUACCUUCUUCCCAUCUUUUCAUCUCUGUCCUCCUUCCUCCCCUCCUUAAUUUCCUCUGUCCUACUUCACCUCUUUUCUUGUCAUUUCUUUCUUUUUUGCACCUCAUCUUUCUGUCCAUCAGCCCUUCCUGGCUUCCUUGUGUCCCGUCUUUCCUCCCUCUCCUGCUUCCUUGUGUCCUACCUCGUGUCCUUCAUCAUUCCUUUCUUUCCUUAUGUACCUCCUCUGUUUGCUUCUUUGUGGCUGUUCUUUCCUUCUAUUGUUCCUCAUUCCCUUCCUUCCUUCCUUCCUUGUGUUAUUCCUUCCUUCCCUUCAUAGUGUGAGUCCCAGCUUUCCUCCCUCCCUCCCUUGCAUCUACCUUUCUUACUUUCCUUCCUUGUGUCCUUGCUUCUGUCCUGUUUCUGUCUUUUUCUAUAUUUAAAUUCUGUUAAUUGCAGAACUGUCUACCAUGAAAAAUAAACUUUAGCAUGAAUCGAAUGCCAGAGGUCCUGAAAAAGCCCUGAAAAAUAUGGAUUUUGUUUUGUUUUGUUUUACAAUGAAGAUGGGUAGGAAUCCUGAAGGUAAACUGAAACAAUCAUUGCCAGCAUCCCAUGGAGUCUGUCUACAAAUAAGCCAAAUGUUUUUUUUUUUUUUUUUUUUUUGCUUCUUCAGCUGGACAUUUGAAGCCAAACGGCAACAAAAACAGAUCAGCCCUGACUUGAGGAGAGCCUUCGUUCCGCUGUUGCAUUUUACGUCUGUUUAUUUAUUUCAUUUUUUUUUUUUCCCUCCUCCCGCCCUGCCCAGCACUUACUGCCGAGUCGGUAGAGCAAGGUGCCUCUCAUCAGUGAGCCCGCCCAUCUGUGUGGCACAGGUGCUAGAUUUCAGGAAGCAUCUUCGUAAUGUUCCCCCUGUAGCCGGCAACAGAACGCCACCUGCUCCUCAGCUGCAUUAAGUUUGAAUCAGUCUCUGAUUAAAUGUGUAUUUCAUGUGAAAAGGUUGAAAUGUACAGCUGGUCUUAAAUUCUGCAACAUCGAAUGUAAUUUUUUUUUCUCCUUCCUUUAAAUUUAUCUAAUAUAUUUUUAUUUGAUUACAUCUGAGUUUUAGUUUUUAUUGCUAUUAUUUGAUUUUCUUUUCUUUUUUUUUUUCUUUUUAUAUUUUUUGUUCUCAAGGCAAAGUUUAGGGAUUUUUGAAGAAAGGUUCUGUUAAAGGGUUAUAAGCAGCCAUCACACAGUAAUGCUAGUUAGCAUGUCAGUGGCUUAGGAAGAGACAGCAGCGCUCCAGCCAACUCUUCCUACACUUUCAGCAGUGGAGAAAAACAACAGCAAUGAUCUGACAAUGCUGUUGUUUUGAUGUUAUGCUCUGCAGACGCUACGUCUGAGCUGAGGAGGAUGCCGAGAUUUUGAAGUGGCUCCAACCAACGGAAGCCUGACCUGCUUUCUCAUAUUUUAAUAUAAGUAAUCAUUGUUUGACCGCUUGGCAGCACUGAUUGGCAGUGGGUAAAAAAAACAAAAACGAGACUGUGAUGUCACAACAAAAGUGACGUCCCCUGUCCUGCUGCAGCUGAACACUGUGAAUAUACACCCUUCGUUUAAUUACAAACGCCAUAUGCAAAACGUGAGAACAUCGAAAGUGACGCGAAUACUUGAGAGUUUUGUUCAGACUUGAUGGUGCACCUUGUUUCCUCUGUAAACCCACCCCUAAAAUGUGCUUUUAUAUACACUAGCAUAAUGGGCAAGGUAACAGUGGGACAAUGGCUUUAACAUUAUACUUGCAGUCUCUUUCGCUGACUUUCUUUGUUCACCGUAAAUACAAAGUAACCGGUCCUGGUUAGUCUGAGAGAGGCCAAGACCAAAGCCGGCUUCUAUUGUCUUCAAACAAAUCCAGUCUCAAAGGUUUAAGAGAGGUUUAUACCUUAGGAUAAACCUCUACAGGGAAAAUGGUGGGUAGGAGAUGCUGUGAUGCAAAUUAUCUUAUUAUAGCUAAUGGCACCACCGUAAAUACCGUUUUUCCCAAUUACCACUAUCUUUACAGGCAUUUUAAAACGGUAGAACAGGAUGUCAUAAGUAUUUUUUUAUUGUCUUUUCCAUUUUUACUUAAACAUUUAAUGUAGAAAUAUUAACAUAAAGAUCCUCAAAAGUUAGAAUUUUGAAUAGGCAAAAGCUGUUGGUUUCUGACUAACAGUUAUCUCAAUAUCAAGUAUAACAUGUAGUGAUAGCCACACAAAAAAAAGUGUAUUUAAUCUUCUGACAAUUUGUAGCUAAUUAAAUCAUUCACGCACACGUUGCUGCACAACCACCUUUUGUUAACACUGUUACUACAGGACCUAGUAUUGCUAAAGGCAAUUGGCCCGGGUGAAGAAAUGGGAGAACCGGAACACAUUUAAGUUUGAUUUUAUAUUUUUAAAUCCAAGUUUGGGAUUCGGGUGUAAAUGGGUCACAGCAUAAGCAGCCAUCACCAUUUUGUUCUUGGCUUACUGCUCACACACACGUCACAGUUACUGUAUUUGGAUUUACCUUUCACAUAAUUCAUACCGAACUUUCUUCUUAGAACCACUAAAAGCAACCCAAACACCACCAGUGGUAUAUUAACCGUAAAAACGUAAAGCAGGGUGGAAAACAUUAUCGAGGUGAGCCCCAUAUUAUGGAUUUUUACAGUAUUUUGCUUUUCUAUCAUCCAUCUACUCUGACUCAAAACACUUUACAGGCCUCGCUCUCAGUAUCCGUUUCGCACAGGAAGAUCUUUUAUGGCGCACUGCCUCCAACUUCUAUUUCCUGCGUAAAUAUUAAUCAGUUCCCAGGCACAAAAAAACACCAAUACAAACAUGGUCACUGGUUGGAAGAAUGAUCUCAUCAACCACAAUGAUACCGCGGUCGUUUUAAGAUGGUAGGAGCCCGCUUUGGUCAUGGCCCCUCUCAGAUUAGCCGUUAGCUUUAGCUUCCUGCGCAAGCUAACCUGGAUUUAUCCAAAAAAUAAGAUGCCUAGAGACUUAUCUGUCACAUUUAAGAUAUUGGCUGCUUCUAACCUUUAAACAAACUUGAAAUUGAUAAAUGUUCCACAUUUUGUUUGAUAAAUUCUCCACAUUUUGUUUCUUCACUGAAAUCUGCUCUGGUCUGGCCCUCUUAGUGACAACUCAUCUCCAUGUGUUGGAGUCCUAGAACCAUUCCUGGUUUUAAACGUCGGGCACAGAAAAGUGUCUUUGCACUCCAUGUAGGAUGGGAUUUUUUUUUUAUUUUAUUUUUUAUUUUUUGGGGGGGCAUUUUUAAUUUAAAAUUUUAAAAUUUUACACUCCUUUUUCCUUUUGUGUAGCAUCACUAAGUUAAUGGAGUUAAAUCAAGUGUAAAAAAAAAAAUAUCCAGGGACAAAGUGCAAUGAACUUUUUUUUUUUUUUUUUUUUUUUUGGAUGUACUGCUGGUGUAUUGUUUUAAGGCUCGUUUGUGCAACACUUAAAUAUUUUAAAGUUGCGCUUGUGCAUGUGUGCCUUCUUUAACCUCCCCAGCUUUUUUCUGUUAACACCCGGCGUACACGCUUUUGCUGCCCAGGCGUGUUAGCUGGACUAUUAAAGCCAGUUAUUUUAUUGUUAUCUCCUUCCAGAGUCAAUCUGCCACCGUGAGCAUGCACACGCCUGCAGCUCGGUACCUCUCUCUGUAACAAGAAAACAAUAUAAGCGCGAUCGUUCAGAACCCUGCAAGAUGAAGGUUAAAGAGCAACUCGGUUACACAACGCUCCGUUUCCUCUCACUUCAUCUGAUCUCAUUUGCUGCAGCCGUCACAACGGAUAAGCCGGCCUUUUUUUGUUGUUGUUGUUUUUCUUGUUUUUAAAGGGGCAUGAAUGGUUGCAGGCCGAUCCCGUCGCCAUUCACCCCGAGGCUAUGCAAAAAGUGGACCGCUACGUGAAUAGAGAUAAAGAUGAAAGUCUCGCUAUCGAGGUCGCAGAGACCUCAAAGCCUCUGCGCUGCAGCAGCGAGUGCCCUGCUUUUGAUGGAACUCUAUGUUUAUUGCAUCCGAUACCAAAUAGGAUGAAUUUGUAAACCUGCAGGCAACGGAAACCUGAGAUUUCUUCUCAUAUUGAAACAAAGCGACUCUCUAAACCAGAGACGACAAAAUCUAAUUUGCCUUACAUUUUGGCUUCUUUUCUGUGCAAAGUGGGUUGGAUGUUUGGAAGAUAAAUUCUCCUUUUUUUUUUUUUUUUUACAUCCUGCCAUUGGUUUCGGAUGCAAAAUUGAACCGACGCCCAUGCAACAGACUGACAUAGGGCAUUCUAAUUAAGUCCCCACAACUCCGAGUCAUUCUGGUGGGCUUUUUCAGACUGUUCCCCCCCCCCCCUCAAAUCGGGCUGGCUACUGGCUGAUCCCAGAUUUGCUGCGUUCCACAGCAUUGAAACGAAGCCAUGCUGCAGCCUUGUGCGGAUGAAUGGAUCAGACCUCAUGUUUCAUGAAAAAAUCCUGUUCUAGGUAUUAAAAAAAAAGAAGCUAAAAUGAGAUGUCUGUUGUUUUUGCUGUUCUGCGAUGAUUUCCCCAUUCCUGUUUUUGUGGAUUCAUUCAAGCUGUGAUUCUAAUAUAUGCAUUUGUAGAUAAUUCCUGUAAAAUGAGAUGGUUUUUAAAGAAAAAAUGAUUCUGGAUGAUGUCUGUACAUACCGUGUGUCCAGGGAAUAAAAGGAGAUGCACCUUUAC